Molecule: messenger RNA, 1747 nt
Organism: Cuscuta campestris
Lineage: Eukaryota; Viridiplantae; Streptophyta; Magnoliopsida; Solanales; Convolvulaceae
Source: the annotation of a GenBank genome assembly
CUCCGGGAGUUUAUCAUUAGGUGGGAGAAGGAGGCUAGGGACGUCCAGUGGGCAGACGACCAGGCCUUGAUCGCCAUGCUCCAAGCGGCACUCCCUCAAGGGGUUGUGCGCAAGGAGUUGCGACAAAAUCCGCUCUCGACCUACCAAGAGAUCCUAGCCAGGGCAAAGUAUCUGGCGUUGGAAGAAGAAGAUGACGAGCCACCCGUCCGGAAGGAGAAGAAGAGUGGACAGCCAGUGACAGAAGGAAGAAAGAGGAAGAAUUUUAGUAGGGGACCGAACCCUAUAGGAUAUCAGGCGAGCAGACAGCCUGACCAUUCGGUACAGUCUGUACCAGCACCUCCCCGCAGUCGGGAAAGCUAUAGUGUCCAAGACGCGCCCAAGUACUGUGAGUACCAUCGUAACAGCACCCACAACACGUCGAAGUGCGUUAACCUGAAGAAGGAAAUGGACCAGCUGAUUGCCAGAGGACCGCCUCCUCGGCCGGAGCGGCCAGCACCACGGAACUGGACAUGGAGGAGGCCGGCGGCCGCCGCCGUAGCGAUCAUCGCAGGGGAAGGGCAGGAGGACAGAAGGCCACCGCUGCCCAAGUGGAAGAAGAAGGAACCGUUGAUCUUCACAGAUGAAGAUUACCCGCCAGUUCUCAGCCCCUAUCGAGACGCACUGGUGAUAAAGGUGGAGAUCAAUAACGUGGUCGUCCAUCGCAUGAUGGUCGGAUUCACGGGGGACACCAUAGAAGCAGAAGGAACCAUCACGGUGAAGACUGGGGUAGGAGAUGGAACCCACCGGCUCUGGCUUGACAUGGAAUUUAUGGUAGUGCAGCUUGACUGUGCACACCAUUUGAUCCUAGGGCGACCGGGUCUGGAGGACUUGGAGUGCAUAAUCUCCCCCGUCCACCUGUGUAUGAAGUUUGGCACCCCCACCGGGGUAGGAGUUGCUAGAGGAAAUCAGAGUUUGUCUCGGUCGUGCUAUGUCAGGGCGACCAAGAGCCAGGCAUGGGUCGAUGAGAAUGUCAGCAUGAUCUGCGCUGUAGUGCAGAAGGAAGAGGGCCGACCCAGGGCAGAGCCGGAGGAGGAGGUAGAAGAAGUCGCCUUGGACCCAGCCAAGCCGGAGCAAAAGGUGAAGGUAGGUAAGACCCUAUCACUUAGGCUGAAGGAACAGUUGAUGGAUGUCCUCCGAUCAUUCAAAGUGUUAUUUGCUUGGGGUCCAGAGGAUAUGCCCGGGGUUGACCCACGAAUCAUAUGCCACAAGUUAGCAAUAGAUCCGGCCCACAAGCCGCUCAAACAGAAGAAGCGUUUUCUUUCCUCGGAGAGGAGAGACUUUGUCACUAAGCAAGUGACAACCCUGCAGUCCAUCGGGCAUAUCCGGAAAGUCCGCUACCCGCAACGUUGGGAAGAACCCCCUGCUUUUCUUGCCUUAGCUGUUCCUGGGGCCUUUUUGCUCCCUCGGCAUUGCCAUGUUCUUCGCGAGUCCCCCGGUCACCCAGGAGACCGUUGGAUCUCAUGUUCUGGGACUUAGCCGUUUCUAAGGCUUUUUCGCCGCGGCAUCGCCCCACUCUAUAGGGCAUGUUAUCCUACCGGUCGCUCUAGUGACUGUAGAUCAAGCACCCACCGAUAGCCUUUGGACUUGGUUACUAACUGGGUUCAGCACUUUAUCCCUUGAUGGGUAUCUUAGUGCGAAUCACCAUGUAGUUUCUAUUAGCAAUCUCUUUGGUUGCUUCUUUUUUAUAUAAUGAAAUUUGAGAAGGGAU